UUAGGAUAAGUUGUCUUAACGUAUCGGCAAUGAGUUACAAUCAGUUGAGUUCGGAAUCUGGUGAUUCCCCUCCACCAUAUUCUGAUGAACCUGAUACCGAUCCACAGCCGGAGAUAAGGCUGGAUACUGCAUCGCCACAUGGCGUAUAUCCGCAGGUGCCGGUGCCCGCACAAUUGUCACCAACUCUUCCAGUGACCGUUGUGCACCAGACCAGUGUUGUGGUGGACACCCCCGGUGGGGGAAUGAUCUGUCCCUACUGCAACGCCAGGAUUCGAGUUCGAGUGGAGCGCCAUGCCACUGGAAAAACUUACUGCUUGGCCUUGAUGCUCUGCCUCUUCCUUUGCUGGCCCUGUGUUUGUGCUCCAUGUUGCUGCAACUGCUGCUACAAGACCUCCCAGUUCUGCCCCAACUGCAACGCCUGUUUGGGAUCGUUUUGAAGACGUCAACGAAAAAUAUUAGCAUCAUAAGACUGCAUCACAGAAUACAAUAUCGUAAGAGGCAAGA
Molecule: messenger RNA, 504 nt
Organism: Drosophila kikkawai
Lineage: Eukaryota; Metazoa; Arthropoda; Insecta; Diptera; Drosophilidae
Product: lipopolysaccharide-induced tumor necrosis factor-alpha factor homolog
Molecular function (GO): zinc ion binding
Source: RefSeq, a predicted model, not a curated record